AUGGGAAGCGUCAGCGCUGGUGGUGGAAAUGCCGGUUGCAAUAGUAGCAACGGCAGCAGUGGUACUGACAAAGCCAUAGCCAGGCUACUGUAUGCUAUGCUGAGGCAGAAGAGCCUCAAGGACAUUGACUGGGACCAAGUAGCCCGGGAUCCCGCCCUGCUGGAGGAGAUUUCAAACGGCCAUGCCGCCCGGAUGCGAUUUUCCAGAUUUCGAACUACUGUCGAAAACCAGGGAAAGCCUCGCCGGAGUCGGCUGUCAGGUGGCUCCACGUCGUCAAAUGUCUCUGCAGUCUCUACUUCGUCCAUUACAAGUUUCAAAGUCAUGAAGCCCAAGCGGGACGUAAAGGACAAAUGCCGUGACGCUUCAGGCCAGAGAGGACUGCCAAAAUGGAUUCGUGAUGCCGACGUCAAGAUGGAAGAAAUACAAGGUGCCGAUCGAGACGACGGUGAACAGGAUGACCAGCCUGCAGAGAGAAAGGAUGGCAUGAAGACUGCACUCUCGUUGUUGCCCUUGUCGCCUCCAAGAGAGAAUCUGUCUGGUAUCUCCCGUCUCAAGAGAAGAAAGACGUAUGUGCCAUCCAUCGCCAGGAUGCAAAGUCAGCAGGUGCUGCACUCAUCGCCCUCUCAAACACAGCUUCCGUUUUUCGUUUCAGGACACUCUGGAUACGACAGCCAUGCCCUUGUGCGCAAUCCGUCCUCCUCAUCAGCCCCUGAACUGCCAUCGCAGCUUCGGAUGCGGCACCUCACCCCGUGCAGUGAUGCUGACCAGGCCACGGCGAUGACGGCGGCCGAUGUCUUUGACUUCAACACUGCUACAGCCGCCGCAGCAUCUAUUGCUGCCGCCCAUUAUAGCAGCAGUGGCAGCUACGAGACCGCCUGGAUGACUGGUCCCAGCCACCAUAGUCACCCGCAGCAGCUGCCCUCUCCGUUUUCUCCCUCCUUGGGAGACUUUGGCAUAGCUGCUCCCAUGGAUCCGUCUGGAGUCACGGCCAGUCAUUUCUACCAGGCCAGCCUCCAGCAGGAACAGCCACAUCAGAGCAGCAUCUGUUUGCCAGGCUACGCAAUGGAGCACCACAGCAUGGCGCCACAAGCCUACUCCAGACACUGCAUCGAGUGGAAUGCGUCGCCCGGCCAUGUCAACAACCAUGACAGCCAGUGUCACAGCCAGCUUCACACCAUGUGA
This is a messenger RNA of Grosmannia clavigera kw1407, 1182 nucleotides long. RefSeq lists its product as uncharacterized. The record is from RefSeq and is a predicted model, not a curated record. Bases 1 to 1182 code for a protein of 393 amino acids. NCBI's taxonomy places the organism in Eukaryota, Fungi, Ascomycota, Sordariomycetes, Ophiostomatales, Ophiostomataceae. The transcript is spliced from 2 exons.